Schistosoma margrebowiei is the source of this 1039-nucleotide messenger RNA. The record is from the annotation of a GenBank genome assembly. NCBI's taxonomy places the organism in Eukaryota, Metazoa, Platyhelminthes, Trematoda, Strigeidida, Schistosomatidae.
GUUAACUAAUAUGAUAUCGCAGUUUAAUUGGUUGGAAUCUUUGCUUUUGUUUCGUUAUAUAAUAAACGGUUGUUUAACGUUUAUAGGUUGUGGAAUUAUGGCUGACGCUGGUGAGUCAUCUCGUGUGAUUUUGAUCCCGAUUGAUGGCAGUGAUCAUUGUGAUCGAGCAUUUCGUUGGUACUUGGAAAAUAUGAAACGUGACACUGACUGCAUAACAUUUGUACACGUAAUAGAGCCAGUUUAUAACACUCCAGCCAUUGGAAUGACAAUGGAAUCUCCUCCAAUACCUGACAUGACACGAGUUAUGGAAGAAAGCAUUGAACAAGGUAAAAAGCUUGGUCAGAAGUAUAUGCACGAAGCUAAAAGUCACAAGCUCAAUGCUAAGGCGUUCUUACAUGUUGAUACCAAACCUGGGAGCUCUCUAGUAAAAGCAAUUUCAGACCAUAAGGCAAACGUUAUUCUGAUGGGCAAUCGUGGUCUUGGAGCUAUUCGUCGUACAUUCUUGGGGAGUGUUAGCGAUUAUGUUCUUCAUCACGCUCAUAUUCCUGUAGUUAUCGUCCCACCUCAAGAGAAGCAGUAACUUUUUCUUCAGUUAUAAUAUCCAUUCUCCAUUUAAGAGUUAGAAAUUAUUACUUUGUUUUUAAGUGAAGGAAGUUAAUAGCAUCAGGAAACUAAUUAUUCAAUUUUCUCUCUACCCAGCAGCGAAUUUUUGUAUAACUGAAUAACAAGUGAUAAAUUAAUCGUCAAGGAAAAGUUAUCAUUUGCUUUAUGACCUUCGAUUUUAUCUUUUUUUAAUUCACUUGUUAUUACAUAAAUAACUCAGUUAUCUGAAUUAUUUGUAAUAAGAAUGACAGUUUGUUGACUAAUAUGUUCUUAGUUCAUUGUCCUUUGAUUAUUUUCUUUUUCUAAAAUCUGUUUGGCUGAAAUUUCAGAAUCAGCUUUGUGAAUUUUGACAUCUUAACAUACAUUUCUUUGAUUUCUUUCCGUUUUUAAUGUCAAUGAAUUUGAUAGCCGAUAGCUAAUAAUAACUUCUCAUCAA